GCAGGGCGCCAGGCAUCUGCAGGAGCCCCGGCCAGCACAGAAGGAUUGGGGACAGGGCCCUUCCCUUGCCCAGCACAUGGCCUCCAGUGGCAGCAGCCACAGGUGCACAUGAGGACCAGACAUGGGCCAGCAGGUGCCACAGACGUGAUGUCAGCCCAGGAGCUUGUGGCCUGCCUCUGCCAGGAGGGCGACCAGCACCUGGCUCUAGGGGAGCCACCCUUGGCCACAGCUUUCUACCUGGCAGCCUUCAGCUGCCACGCCCCCUCAGCCCUGAGGAGCGUGCGGGCAGCCCUGGCUGAGGCCCGGGGAGCCCCUGUGGUAGCCACCCUGGAGGCCUGGUGCCGCGGGGACAGCCAGAUUCCAGCUGUCCACUGGGAUGGCAUGGCAGUGGCCUCACUGACAGGGGCCCUGGCCUCUGCCUUCCUAGGGGCCCUCUACCCAGACCACCCGGCCGCCGUGCUGCACUCGCUGGCCGGCCUGCUCGCCCAUGGGCACCACGGGGAGGUGGUCCGGCGCUGCGAUGCCCUGCUGGGCACCCACUCACAGCAGGCCCUGGAGCUGCAGCUGACUCGUGCCUUGGCCCUUGUCCUGUCUGGAGAGCCGGCUGGCGAGGGUGUGGCCAGCUACCUGCAGGCCUUCGCCACGAGCGCCAGCCGCACGGUGGCCUUCAUCCGCACCCACCAGCAGCCCUACGUCCCCACACUGCUCCGCACCCUGUGGAGCCACGUCUCAGGGCACCCAAAGGCCACAGACAGCACUGGCCAGCAGGACACCCACUGCCAGGGGCUCCUGGCAGCCCUGGCCCCCGAGACCCCCUGGAGCGACACCCUCUCUCCUGAGGCCCUGCUCCUCCGUGGCAGCUAUGAGGAAUGCUUGGUGGCGAGCAGCCGAGCCCUGCAGUCUGACCUGACAGGCGGUGGACCCCCAGGGGAGCGCCGGGCCACCCUGCUGGUCACUCGGGCGGCAGCUGCCUUGCUCACGGGUGGCCGGGCCCCGGAUGUGCUGCAGGACCUACACGAGGCCUUCCGCGAGAGCCCCUGCGCGGCGCGGCGCCAGUUCCAGGCGGUGCUGUCAGCCGCGGACCAGGAGCGCGUGCGGUCCCAGGCGCAGGAGGCCGCCGACCAGGGCUUCGCCCGCUUCCAGGAAGCCGUGCGUGGCCGCCGCGAGCUCCGAGAGGACGUGGGCCGCGAGCUGCUGGCGCCGGUGACCUGCGCGCUCCGCGUGCUGCUCCGCGUGGCGCCACCCGGGGCAAGACCCGCGCUAGGCACCCGCCUGGUUGAGUGCCUCCUGCUGGCCGGGGACGUGGCGGGGGCGCGCGCGCUGGGCGAGCGCCUCCUGCGGCCACGGCGCGCUGGGGACCGAGCUGGGGAGCGCGCGCCCCUGCUGGCCCUGCGCGGCUUCUGCGCGCUGCACAAGGGCGACGUGGGGCGGGCUCGCGAGGACUUCCAGGCGGUAGUGGCGCGGGGGCCGCCGUCCCCCGAGGGCUGCACACGCGCGCUGUGCGGCCGGGGGCUCGUGCGCGUGCUGGCGGGCAGCGCGAGGCGCUGCUGA
Messenger RNA from Octodon degus (degu), 1551 nucleotides. RefSeq lists its product as uncharacterized. The record is from RefSeq and is a predicted model, not a curated record. Gene Ontology annotation, molecular function: protein binding. Lineage: Eukaryota; Metazoa; Chordata; Mammalia; Rodentia; Octodontidae. The transcript is spliced from 4 exons. Bases 109 to 1551 code for a protein of 480 amino acids.